Molecule: messenger RNA, 462 nt
Organism: Styela clava
Lineage: Eukaryota; Metazoa; Chordata; Ascidiacea; Stolidobranchia; Styelidae
Source: RefSeq, a predicted model, not a curated record
CCAUCUCUAAUCAUUUGGUGGACUCAAACCAAGGAAAUCUGACUUUUCAUAUGGCUGUGCAACUUGCGACAGCUAUGGAAAAAGUUACGAUUGACAAUAGCGCAAGCGAUACUUCGGGUUACAGACGUACCUCCGAGUUGGUUUUCCGUGGGGGAAUAAAAGCAACUAAUUCAGUGUACGGUUCCUCGACUGCUGUAGUCUACAAUGACCAUCGGCCCAACACAGAUCUUCCAAAAGUCAGGCUACCGGAGUUUUUCACUCGUCGCCAUAAUAUUCACAGGAGAGUCGACAUGAUGCAGAUGCCGGAUUCGAAUCAAGUAUUUGUGGAUGUUGAGAAUGUUGUAGUUGUCAACAAUUUGAAACCUUAAAAACGUCGGAUUUCACCAAAGCUGACUAAUUUAAAAAUUACGCCAGCUACCUGGCAGAUAUGACAAUUUUUUUAUUUUGUUAGUCUCAUUUUGG